Molecule: messenger RNA, 3294 nt
Organism: Ilex paraguariensis (yerba mate)
Lineage: Eukaryota; Viridiplantae; Streptophyta; Magnoliopsida; Aquifoliales; Aquifoliaceae
Source: the annotation of a GenBank genome assembly
UCCGCCACCUAUUUUUCUGCAACGACGGUUAGUACUUAGUUACCCACCCCACACACAGUCACCGAGAAAUCAAGAGCCACCUCCGACUCCGGUCAGCUUUAUUCCGCGCGCCAUUUUUCGUAUAAACUUUUUCCGCGUUCAUUCAAAUAAAUUUUUUCGAGACUACAUUCAAUGGGAUCUAAGAAGAAGCGAAACCCUCCUUCACCCUCCAAACCACCGUCGACGGCCAAGAACGCAACCACAAGCGACGGAGCACCGCCGAAUACGAUUUCUUCAGACAAUCUGCAUCAAGAACAAAGUAACGCAGAACAACUCGAAUAUGAAGCGAUCCAUGUUGAAUGUCAUCGGGCUUUUGAUGCUCUUAACCGAAGAAAUCAAACCAAAGCCCUGAAACGCAUCGCCGAUGUACGUAUUCGCUACGAAAACUCCAGUCUCGCACAUCACACUGAAGCCGUUAUACACGCCAGAAUCGCCGAACAAACCGAAGACCAGUACGCGAGCCUAGAACACUGGAAGAAAGCUCUCGAAUCUGCGAAGAAAGCUGUAUCGCUUUCCCCCAACUCGAUUGAGUUCGCGCUUACAUGCGCGAUUUUGCUCUCUACAUUGGCGAGCAAUGAUCAAGAUCGCAAAGAAGUCGUGGAAGAAUGCGAGAGAGGUCUAUCAUUGUUUAAUUUUCUGCCUGUUAUAAAAACUUCACGAGAUGAGCUUGAGCGAAUACAAAUAGCAUUGAAAUCGAUUUUAGAUAAGUCAAAGAUUGGGUGCACAGAGGCUCCAAUGUCAGUAAAGGCGGUUGAAGAGAAGAGGAAGGAGAUCGAGGCUCGUGUAAUUGCUGCCAGACUUUUGCAACAAGGGCCUGAGAUGGUUACAUCGGAUAAGACUUGUGAGUUGACCCCGCCGAUUGGCGAACUUAAAGAACCGAUGUUGGAUGCCGGCAAGAUUUCAGAGGUUCGGAGCUUUUGGAACUCUAUGGAUGUCGAGGAGAAGCGAGCGUGCCUGAGACCAAAAAUUAGCGAUGUUAAGGACUAUUGUGCCAAAUUUACGGGUGUUUUGGCUGCAGAGGAUCUAUUGGGCGGCGCUAUCCAUCAUGCUGAAAAUGCUUCUACUUGGAAAUACUGGGAUUGUUGCAUCUGUGAUCAUAAAUCUCUGAACAUGGACUUGCUUAUCGAUCAUUUAGAGAAGCAGCAUUUGGGGCACCUAUUAUCAGCAAAAUCCAAAGCAUUUACGCCACAAAAAAUUGAUGAUCAAUCGAUGGAGGUGCUUGUGAAUGGUAUAUGGAAGCCUGUGGACACUGCCAUGGCAAUGGAAAUCAUUCAAAAUCAGUCAAAAGACCUGGAUCAGAAUUGGCCAUUGUCUGAUAAUUGUGAGCGUGCAAAAACCCUCGAAAGAAUCCACAGCAUGUUCCAGUUGCUUCUGCGACAUGAAUGUAUUGCUGCGAGCCAUCUCAGGAAGGUGAUGAAUUGCACCAUGAAAAUGCUGCAGAUCGAUGGCCUGGACCAAACACCCCUCUGCAUCUGUUUUCUGGGGACUUCUCAGCUGAAUGAAAUUAGUAAUCUCUUGCAGGAUUUGCUUUUUGAGAUAGGUGAUUUCGUGGAGGAUGAACUUAAUUCCUACCCGGAAUACGAAUCCAAAGAAAGGAUAGUUAUUUGUGGUGACACAUUGUGUGUCCUUUUGGAUGGGAGUUUACAGGGCAGGGAGUUUAUGAGGUCCACAUCUCAUAAUGCAGCUGCGGAUGAUGGGUCUGCAACAUCUUUUGCUGUUGGUGAUCAUGAACUAGAUGUUCUGCCAGAUUGUGAUGCUAUUGCGCAUUGGUUGCAUUCGGGUUUUACAAUUGAAGACCAGUUAGCAUCAUGGCCAAACAUAAAAAAGUCUAAAGUUCGUCAAGGGGUGGAAAUUUAUCUGAUCCUCGAAAAGGAAAUUUCUAGCUUGGAAAACAUGUGUAUGAGAAAAAGUCAGCAUUUGAUCCACGACAAAGCAUUACAUGAAAUUCAUAGAAUCUGCAUCGAAGAACUUCACAAAAGGGAGCAAGGUGUAAGCUAUGUACCUCAAACUUACGAGUCACUCCUGAAAAAGCUGCAAGAGGAACUUGCUGAGAGGGAGGAUAUUCUUAGUAGAUCUGAGUUGCAUCUCAUACCAAAAAUUCUCCAGGAAGCUCAAGCUGUAAAUGUGAAUGAGGAUGAAGCGCAUCAAGGAGACAAUUGCAUAAGAAAUUUAGUUCAAGGGCGAUUAAGGAAGAGUUCGAAAGAGAUUUUCAAUGAUGAUGCAAGGAUCCUGAGGAGUUGUGCUGAUAUUCGAAAGCUAUAUUCACGACUUGCAAAAGUAUCAGUCCAUGACUACCGGACGAUUAUAGUGCCCCUUCUGAAGUCAUUCAUCCAGGCACAACUGGAGAAUCUGGUUUACCAAUAUGCAAUAAGGAAGUCAGAUGUUGCGGGAGAAGCAUUGUUAGCGGAGCUUGAAUCUGAUGCCAACAAGCGUCUUAGCAAGGGACAGAUGAAACAUGUUGAGGGAAAGAUGAAGGAUAAGAAAAAGAAAAAGGAUUACCGCAAAUCCAAGGAUUCCAAGGUUGACUUAUUGUGUUUCUACAGUCAGUUUUCUGUUCCCGAAGAUGGGGAUUACCCAGAAUCACAGAGUGUUGUCUCUGUAAUUGCCAGUGAACUGAAACAGCAGGAAGAGGAACUUAGGCGUAAAUUUGAGCUUGAAGCCGAGGAAAGAAUGCUUGAAGAGCAUUUGGAGCGUCAAAGACAAAUAGAGAAUGAGGCUAAAGAGAAGCAGCUUGCUGAGAAAAACAAAAAAGCAGAUGGAACAAUGCCAGAGAUGGCGGAGACAUUGUUGAGUGUAACUGGAGUGCCAACUUGCUCUUCAGGUGAUCCUUUGAAAAAGUUAGAGGAAACUAAGGCGUCCUCCCUGGUUUCUGGUGGAAGGACCGAAACAAAAAGUUGCUCUCAUGGAGAAGUCAAGCUAGCUUUGUAUACUCAAGAAACUCUUGAAGCACAUACACUCUUUCCACCAAGCUUUUUUAAGCUUGAACUCGUUGGUAUCCACUCUUCCGCUUUCUUUGGGACUUGGGUAGUGAAAGAGGCAUUUAGGUUACUCUUGAAACCAUCCUUGCUCAUAGAAAAUGUUGAGUUGCCAUCACAUCCUCUUAAAUUGCACUCUCCCACUGCUGAAGACUUGAUUGGAUCUCUGGAUUCUCAUCAAUUGAGAAGGAUAAGGAUGAACCGGGAUGUUGCCAUAUUAGAGCUGCACAAAGUGCAUGCUUGGAUCAGGACAAUGUUCAUGGUAGCAACAGUGUUGUGA